CAGCUGUCACACGUGCCAGUGAUAAAAAAUCCCGCACACCUACCAUCCAAACGCGUUAGUGUGUCGUUUUUUCGUAGCAGGCUAUGUCGUUGGGCAACGCAGGGCGAAUUGCUGUCUGUUGGACUGUUCUGACCGUGGGUGGCGUGUACGCAUUUGUGCUGUCGAAGAGAUCCGUUGAGAACCGGCGUUACGAGAGCAUGCGAGUGCGUGAGCGCAUGAGGAAGGCAAACCAAGGGGAUUACGACUCAACCGCAGCAUCGGACAGGCGAUUCGACUACUAAGUGGUAGCACCCAGUCUCUACAUCCCAGCAGAAACACACCCACAACACGAUGGCAUUGCCCCAGAUCAGCUCCGCCGACCAGGCCAAGCUGCAGAUGAUGCAGGAGAUGGAGAUCGAAAUGAUGUCCGAUUUAUAUAACCGCAUGACGAACGCUUGCCACAAGAAGUGCAUUCCGCCCCG
Molecule: messenger RNA, 461 nt
Organism: Drosophila yakuba
Lineage: Eukaryota; Metazoa; Arthropoda; Insecta; Diptera; Drosophilidae
Exons: 2
Coding region: 84-281 (65 amino acids)
Source: RefSeq, a predicted model, not a curated record